AUGACUCACAAUCUGGUGGGGAGAGUUGUUUCGGAGAGAGAGAUUUCUUUUCACACCAUCAAAUCUAACGUGAUGCGCCUUCUUCAACCGGUUAAAAAAUGUGAGAUACUUCCGAUCUCAUCAAACAGAUUUAUGAUCAAAUUCCACCAUCCUCUGGACUGUAAACAUGCUAUGGAGGGUUGCCCAUGGGUGUUGGACAGAAAUGCAUUGCUUUUCCAUAAACUUCUCGAGGGUGAAUCCCCAGAAGGGGUGGAAAUCAAGAUGAUGAACAUUGUUGUUAGGGCUCAUAAUGUUCCGAUAUCGUACAGAACGAUGGAGGUUGCUACCCGAAUCGGCAAUCGUUUGGGAUCUUUCACCCAAUUUCUGAACAGCCACCAAGCUGACGUUGCUAGCUUCUUACGGAUAAAAGUGGCAGUUGAUGUUACGAAAUGCCUCCAACGUGGCUUUUUUAUUCACAAAGCCGAUGAUGCUAAGACUUGGCUGGACUUUACAUAUGAGAAACUGCCGACAUUCUGUUUCUUAUGCGGUAUCGUCGGCCACACAGAACCUAAAUGCCCACUCCGAUAUGAUGACCAGUUUGCGGAUCCCGGUGACGAUUUUCCAUAUGGUGUUUGGAUGAAGGCCAGUUUUGACAGAGACCUUACUACCUCUCGAAUUCCUCUCAGCGACAUCUCAUUGGCUACUUCUUCCACCAAGAGCCAGUCUCCGCCCAUAACCAAGAGGGGAUCUGAUAAGUUCGAAUUCUUUUCUCGACCGGGAGGAGAAAAUACGGCCUGUAAUGAGUGCGUAGGUAAAGAAAAUAAUGCUAUGUUGAUAGUGGGAGAAUCAGUGCUUAUAACCAAUCCGAUUCAUAUUGACCCAGACUGCCAGACACUAGUUUAA
Erythranthe guttata (spotted monkey flower) is the source of this 882-nucleotide messenger RNA. NCBI's taxonomy places the organism in Eukaryota, Viridiplantae, Streptophyta, Magnoliopsida, Lamiales, Phrymaceae. The record is from RefSeq and is a predicted model, not a curated record.